GGCAGCCGGCAGCGCCAUGCGGCCGCCCCUUCCUCCUGCCGCUCUGCCUCCUCUCCGGCGCUAAGUCAAUGCCAUGCUGCCGCUGCUCCUGCCGGCUCUGCUGGCCGCCUGCCUGCCGCCCCGCCACGGCUGGAGCCCCGCGGCGGCCGCCAGCGGGCAGCAGGAGCCGGAGCCCGAGCUCUUCUUGCCCGCUGCCAACUCCUCCGCCCGCUCCCUGGCCAGCUUCGAGAUGGACCUCGAAGCGGCAACCGGCAAGGAGGAAGGCGGCAGCACCAGCAGCGGCAGCACCAGCAGCCCGGGCCCGCCGGCUGCCCCUAGCCAAGAGCCUUCCUCCUCCGCUGCCACCUCGCCCGGGCAGCAGCAGCGGCCGCAGGGGCAGCCGCAGCCCGCCGAGGACCCGCACUGCAACAUCAGCGUGCAGCGGCAGAUGCUGAGCUCGCUGCUCGUGCGCUGGAGCCGCCCGCUGGGCAUCCAGUGCGACCUGCUGCUCUUCUCCACCAACGGCCACGGACGCGCCUUCUUCUCGGCCGCCUUCCACCGCGUGGGGCCGCCGCUGCUCAUCGAGCACCUGGGGCUGGCGGCGGGCGGCGCGCAGCAGGACCUGCGCCUCUGCGUGGGCUGCAGCUGGGUGCGCGGCCGGCGGGGCGGCCGCCUGCGGGGCGCCGCGCACCAGCCCCCGGCCGCCCCGCUCACCUACCCGCCGGCCGCCGAGCCCGGCCAGUACUGGCUGCAAGGGGAGCCGCUCAACUUCUGCUGCCUGGAUUUCAGCCUGGAGGAGCUCAAGGGCGAGCCGGGCUGGCGCAUGAACCGCAAGCCCAUCGAGUCCACGCUCGUGGCGUGCUUCAUGACUCUGGUCAUCAUUGUGUGGAGCGUGGCCGCCCUCAUCUGGCCGGUGCCCAUCAUCGCCGGCUUCCUGCCCAACGGCAUGGAGCAGCGCCGCAGCACCGCCGCCUCCGCCGCCGCCGCCAAGUAGCGACCGCCCGCCCGCCGGGCGCCCCCGCUCCCGCCGUGUGGUGUCAAGGCAGGCGGGAGCCGCCCGCCGCACCGGACUCUGUAGCGCUGCCCGUGCCGUGUCUGUGUCUCGUUUAAAGCGUGU
Nothoprocta perdicaria is the source of this 1096-nucleotide messenger RNA. RefSeq names its product transmembrane protein 158 (gene TMEM158). The transcript has a single exon. Lineage: Eukaryota; Metazoa; Chordata; Aves; Tinamiformes; Tinamidae. The record is from RefSeq and is a predicted model, not a curated record. The coding region runs from base 74 to 973 and encodes 299 amino acids. Gene Ontology annotation, molecular function: peptide binding.